Messenger RNA from Armigeres subalbatus, 4391 nucleotides. It is a transcript of the gene capt, whose product is annotated as adenylyl cyclase-associated protein 1. The record is from RefSeq and is a predicted model, not a curated record. The coding region runs from base 111 to 3479 and encodes 1122 amino acids. Gene Ontology annotation, cellular component: cytoplasm. Gene Ontology annotation, biological process: cytoskeleton organization; cell morphogenesis; actin filament organization. NCBI's taxonomy places the organism in Eukaryota, Metazoa, Arthropoda, Insecta, Diptera, Culicidae. The transcript has 9 exons. Gene Ontology annotation, molecular function: actin binding; adenylate cyclase binding.
ACGAAUUACGAAAGAUUUUUUCUUGAUUGAAUAUAUCGGUGUGUUUGUUGUUAUUAACGUUCAAAGCCAAUUAAAUUUGUUGUUCAAAUCUUGUUGAGCAAUCUGCAAUUAUGUUUUCCUGUUGUCGCUGUGUAAAUCCCAAAUCGCCAAAGUAUAAGAAAAAGGGCGUAGAAGCCGACGACUCCAGCGGUGAGUGUAACAAAGAUCCUUGCCAUGGCGAUAACCUAUCAAGUGAAGAAGAAAUCAAAGUGGAAAUAAUUGAAACCGAGGAAAAACCAGUGGAGGGGGAACCACACAUAGGAACUCUACCAUGUGAUGUGGUGGAACCAUCCGUUACGCUUGGGACACAUUCUUCGCCUGGGAAAAUAAAUUCGGUGGAGCUGCAAAACCAAGACCCAUCCAACGACACCAGCCCCAAGUCAUCUCCGAAUAAGGAUUCAACAUCUAGUGAAAGCAACCAGCAACCUGUUGUGCAGGAACCUACCGAAUCGGAAUGUACGAGUAACAACGGUUCUACUGCACAAAUAAUACCCACUACAGUGGCCGAGGUGGAAGAUGCUCGUGAAACCACCGACAACGAAAGUGGCUCCGGACAGCUGAAAUGUGAGGGGAAUGAUGUAAUAGUGGAACAGCCGAAGGCAAACCCCGCGAAAAAUGAUCCUGCCACGGAGGAAAAAUCAGACCACAAUGCAAAUGAUGAAUCUGAAUCGUCGGACACGGAUAAUGUUAAUUCGGAAAACCUCGAACAAACAUCGGAAAUUGAAGUUAUACUGGGACCUGAAAAACAAUCACCGGUAAUUCAGCCGGAACUAGACGAAAAGGUUGAAGUUGAACUUGAGGAACCCACGUCAGACAGAAUUCAGCGCCUAAAAAGUGACACUAGCAACAGUCAGGCAACGAUUGAGGAAACAGUGGAUGUACAAAGUUACUUGUCGAAAGAAAACUCACAAUCUGAAGAAGCGUCUAGUGAUCAUGAUAAAGACAACAAUAGCAACAAAGAGGUGUGUAGUGAUGACAAUCAUGUGCCUGAGAGUGUACCAGAAAAGGUUGUAGCAGAUCCCGAAGAACCUAUUAGUGAAAAAAGUGAUCCAAUAUCUGCGAACAAAACUCCCAGUAGCUAUGUAGUAUGUGAACCCGAACCCAACGAAAACUGCCAGGACCCUCCCAGUCGCAAAGAAUCGGCCAAUAGUGAUGAUUCGACCCUUCGCACCCAGUUAUCGUUUAAGGAAAGUUGUCUAUCGCGGCGGUCUUCGUCCAAGUCAUCAAUCAAGAAGAAGGUGGCAUACAACGACAGUACAGAAAUAAUUCCACCUCCGGAGUAUUCCCCAGCUGGCAACAACGACGACGACGAAGUGUUUUCCGACUCGAUACCGCCCAGGCUACCGCGGGGCAAUAUGUGCGCCCCGUAUGCCACCAAACGGGGCUCUCUGCCGGGGCUGGUUGCACUUCCGGAUUGGUUCGCCGAGGACCGGUUGAUGAUGGAGGAGGGUGGCAUUAUGGAACCACCCACGACACCCAUCGGCCGGGACGAGUUGGCGCUGAGACGGCACCGGUUCUUCUCUGAUCUCCUGAAUGCGGCCCACGCCGCUGUAGAGCAUCGAGUGCGCUUUGAUCCGCUCGGGCCGUCGGUGGCUAAGGAGGACGACGAAGUGUACCCAGACUGUGACCCGGAUCUAAAGCCAUCGUCAUCCCGUGAGUUAGAACAUCUCAUCGAUCGUCUCGAACGGAUAGUGGACCGCCUUGAGCGAACCGUUUCAGCACGUGAAUUGGAAGAAACUCGUCGCAUCUUGAAAGGAGUUUGCGACGCUGGAAAGGCUGUAGUCUCGGUAGCUGACGAAUCCACAGAUACCGGUGGAGAAGACGACAAACUGUUGGACCCCACCUUACCGAGUGAUCUUCCUACGGUUCUUCCCUCGACACCGCCGCCAUCAGCGUCUUACCUGCACCAUCAGCUGGACAGUCUUGAAGCAACUCUCUUUCCAGAGCUUAACUCCGUUGAACCGACCGCUGCCAAGGAUCAGCCUCAAGUAGACCAAUCGUUAGAUACUCUACCAACCGUUAUCUCGCAAGUAGUAUUAGAUAAUUCAAUUAGUAGUAAUAACAGUAACGAUCAAGAGCAAAAUUCAGUAUUAGAAAUUGCUGACUACCCUCCACCGGACGACUUCUGCAACGCAACUCCUCCCUCAGACAACAUGAGUGUAAACGCGUAUGAGGACAUCCUUCUGGGAUCUUUUGCCAACUUUCUAGCUUUGUCUAAGAAAAUCGGAGGGGAUGUUGAAGUACAGGCCGACCUAGUUAAGCAUGCUUUCAAUGCCCAGUUUGCGUUUGUGCGAACCGCAUCCGAAUCAAGUGCUCCAUCCAACAACGAUUUGCAAAGUCUGCUCAAACCAACGUCCGACCAAAUUGCUGCCAUUCAAAGUUUCCGGGAAAAGCAUCGUACUUCACAAUACUUCAACCAUCUCUCGGCGAUUAGUGAAAGCAUCCCCGCCCUCGGAUGGGUUUGUGUGGCGCCGACCCCAGGUCCGUACGUUAAAGAAAUGAACGACGCCGGCCAGUUCUACACAAAUCGUGUACUGAAAGACUGGAAGGAGAAGAGCGCUACCCACGUGGAGUGGGCCCGAGCUUGGAUUCAAACCUUGACGGAAUUGCAGCAAUAUAUCAAACAGCAUCACACCACAGGACUGGUUUGGGCCGGUAAAAACAAACCCGCAGUCGGGGGCGCAGGUGCUCCUCCUCCACCUCCACCGUGCGGUCUGCCACCACCACCCCCGAUGAUGCCACUGGGUGAUGUGAAUGCUGCCGAAGGAGGUGACGACCGGAGCGCUCUGUUCGCACAAAUCAAUCAAGGAGAGGACAUUACCAAAGGACUCAAAAAGGUCACCUCAGAGAUGCAAACUCAUAAAAAUCCUUCUCUCCGUUCGGGGCCUGCGCCGUACAAGGCACCAGCCGGCAUCACCAAUGGUACCAAAUCCGUUAGUGCACCCACAGCAGCCGUCGCCAAGCCACCGUCGUUCGUUCGUGAUGGUAAGAAAUGGCUGAUCGAGUAUCAAAAAGGCAACAGCAAUUUGGUUGUCGAAGAUGCCGAAAUGAACAACGUAGUCUACAUGUUCAGGUGCGAAAACUCCAGCCUGCAGAUCAAGGGUAAGAUCAACAGUGUCGUCAUGGACUCCUGCAAGAAGUGCUCACUAGUCUUCGACUCGCUGGUGGCAUCCGCAGAGUUUGUCAAUUGCCAAAGCGUGCAGAUGCAGGUUCUUGGAAAGGUUCCAACGAUUUCCAUCGAUAAGACUGAUGGAUGCCAAAUGUAUUUGUCGGCGGACUCGUUGGAUGUUGAAAUUGUCAGCUCGAAGUCGUCCGAGAUGAAUGUUAUGAUUCCCAAGGGAACUAGCGGAGAUUAUGUCGAACAACCCAUCCCGGAGCAGUUCAAGACCCUUAUUAAGGGUGAAAGCCUGAACACCACCUGCGUGGAAAGCCUUGGCUAGGCAAAGCAAACAUUUUUGCGCGAUAUGUUGGACAAAUUUACUAUCGGUAUAAUAGUAAUUAGCGAAGAAGCAAAAUGAUAUCAUUUCGAGAAACAAACUUAUACUAAACUAAGUAAUAACAGUUAAAUACAAUUUUUAUACCUAACGAUCCUAGGAAAAGAGAAAAGCUCACUAACAUUUCAUGCAUUUUCGUCUUCGAUGCUAUUGCUAGUCAUUUCUUGAUUUUCUUUUUGCAAUAUUCGACAACUUCGGUUUGACUUGGCUGUUGUAUUCACUGUUUUACAACCCUACUUAUACAAAACGCAAGGCAUUUUAGCAAUAAAAAAAUAUGAAAACAUAAAACUGCUAAUAUUUUCCACAGAUAAAUAGCUUAGCCAAAAUAUAUAACCAUCAAUGUAUGUCCCCAUAACAUAGUUCAGAUAUCAUAUUCAAAUUGACGUGCAAAUUAAUGAUAUUCUGCCUUGAGUUUUAGGAUUUCCCUUAAGCAUGCCUCAAUAACAGAUCUAUCAUCCUAAUUGUUUCAAAUGGAAUUUAUCAAAAUCCUCUAUUUUACGCGUUGAAGUAUUUCAUAACAUCUUUUAUCAAUCGUUGAAAGAAAUAGUAAGCAAACAGCAUUUGAGCAAAUUAGCGUAAAUAUGAAUAAUCGAUUUUUAUUUAACUAUCACCAUCGACUGGAACAGAUCAGCGAAAGCAAUUUGCGCGCGUGGUAGACUUUCACUUACAGACAAGUGAUGGAAAAAACAAAGAAUGUUUUGACGUUCAGCAUAAUAGCAUAUAUCCUAGAAAGUUUGAUCAUCAAGGCAUGUGAUUCACCGUAUCGAAGGCAUUGUGAAAGGAAAGGUUUUUUUGGAACUGGUUUGUAUUUUAAAAGCAGUACUCUACACAAUAAUAUAUAUAAUGGUAAUGAAGAAA